UUCAAUUCUUCAAAGCUUAUAAAACCACGUGACAACUCGGAUCAGCGCACGUGGAUUUUUGGCAGAGCGGCAUGCCUUGCCGGUCCGCUCGGGAUUUUUGCUGAUCCAAUCGCAUAAAAUGCCACUUUAUCCUCACUUUCACUUACUUCCCUCGCAAAACCCUCACUUUCUCCUCCCCAUUUCCACUCCACAUCCCUUCACUAGCAAACAAAAUGGCUUCUCGCCAUCCUCAUACUCCCCUCCACCACCACUGCCAAAGCCCUUCCCCAAUCACGGCCACCUCCACCACCACCACUUGCUGUUGCAGCUGCCACUACAACCAUUGCUGCAUCCAUCCUUCACCACCAACACAACAGUUACCGAUUGACCACCCACUUCUCCGUGCUCUUGGCUCUCUCCUUCAACAGCAGCAGCUACCCAAUCCUUACCCUCCCUGCUGUAACAAACCUCAUACCCAGAAAAGUAAUCUCCACAACAUAGAUUUUCACACACAAGAUCUUCGUUUUCAACACUUGGGUGGUGACCAACAAACUCAGUCUGUUCUCUCUUCUCUUCUUGAACGAAUCAACUUUCUCGAAUCCUCUCUUCACCGUUUUUCUACUUCUUCUGCUUCGAAUAAUUAUUGUCAUUCAUCGUUUUCUCUGAGAGAGGCAGCCGCUCGCGUUAUUCAAACCCAUUUCCGUGCCUUCCUUGUUCGUAGAUCAAGAACCCUAAGUCAUCUCCAGGAGCUCGCAUUUAUUAAAGCCAGCUUCAACUCCCUCAAAUCCUCUAUCUCGAAUAAAACCCAUUUCAAUUUUGAGGUUAUUUCCCACAAAGCCAUGGACUUGCUGGACAAACUUGACUCUAUUCAGGGCGGUGAUCCUAUGGUCAGAGAUGGUAAAAGGUCAAUGAGCCGAGACAUAGUGAGAUUUUUGGAGUUCGUUGAUGGGCUUUCAGCUAUGAGGUAUGGAUAUUUGUAUAAACCUGCAAAAAACGUGAGAUUUAUUCGGAAUAGCAACAAAUCUAGGGCUUUGAAUGAUACUACAGCAUGUAGAGAGUUAUUUGGACAUCCAAAGGAAACAGUGAGGAAUGGCAGAGUUGAAAAGAUUCGUGGGUCUUAUAAGAUUUCUGGUUAUCAUGAGGAAGAUGUGGAGCUUGAGGGGUUUCAGCAAUUCAUUGAUAAUGAAGAUUAUGAUGAUGAAAGCCCCAAGUUGUUCCCAAAUGUAAAUCAAGGUGUUUCCGGAGUUAGAAAUGGAGUUUUGAUCAAAAGCAAUGCUGGUAAACCUAGAGUCAAGAAAACUGUCAGCUUUUCUGAGAAUGGGAAUGUGUAUAGGAUUAUCAGUGACAACCAUGAGUCAGUUUUAAAUGGAGAUGGUAGUUUCACUGAGGGGAGCGAUUCCAGUGAUGAUCAUGGAGAGACUAUGGAUUACAAUGAAAUUGAAGGGAGAAAAGGGAUCUCUAAAGGUAUUGUGGAUGAUGAAGUUGUUAAGGAUGAAAAAGCAGCAUCUACACAGAGCAGUGGUGGUGAGAGGAAUCCUACAAGGAAUGCAAGGAGGGGCAGUGACUCUGAAAAUCAUAGGCUGUGCCAGGAUGAAUAUGGAAAUCUGCUUUGUCAGGAUGAAUAUGGAAAUCUAGUUUUCUCGGCUCCUGCGCCGGUGAAGAUGGAAUCCAGAGCUGCUUGAUGAUGAGAACAGAUAAAAUAGUUAAGUAGGACCAUUUCUUGGGUUUGCAUUAUCAAAAUCUUGCAAAUUUUAAUGGAUUUGUAGUACCAUUCCGCAUUGUUUUUCCAAUUGUCAAUCACUCAGUUGCUGGUAGAGAUCAAGAAAUUUUCCAGGUAGGAUGUGUAGGUGGAGGGCUGUAUCUGGUGGGUAACACUACUGAUUGUAGGCCUUUCUUCAUUUAUAUGGGACUGUGAUUGUAAUUUGCUACCUGCUUACCUUCAACCAAAGUUUUUGACGUUUAGUGAAUGAUGAGAACUCUUGUUAGUUGUUA
Manihot esculenta (cassava) is the source of this 1971-nucleotide messenger RNA. RefSeq names its product BAG family molecular chaperone regulator 8, chloroplastic. The record is from RefSeq and is a predicted model, not a curated record. Bases 213 to 1661 code for a protein of 482 amino acids. The transcript has 2 exons. Gene Ontology annotation, cellular component: plasmodesma. Lineage: Eukaryota; Viridiplantae; Streptophyta; Magnoliopsida; Malpighiales; Euphorbiaceae. Gene Ontology annotation, biological process: protein folding.